Messenger RNA from Micropterus dolomieu (smallmouth bass), 1110 nucleotides. RefSeq names its product stromal membrane-associated protein 1-like. The transcript is spliced from 7 exons. Bases 187 to 1110 code for a protein of 307 amino acids. Gene Ontology annotation, molecular function: metal ion binding; GTPase activator activity. Gene Ontology annotation, biological process: regulation of clathrin-dependent endocytosis. NCBI's taxonomy places the organism in Eukaryota, Metazoa, Chordata, Actinopteri, Centrarchiformes, Centrarchidae. The record is from RefSeq and is a predicted model, not a curated record.
AAGGCAGCAGGGAUGAUGCUGCUUUGGAUCCAUAUUACCUUGUUAGCAGGUUGCAAGCUAACCGAAUACAAGCAGUAACGUACAGUGCGGCUACAAGGGGAUGUCCCACCCUUUUUGAUACAAACUGAAGACUCCGUGGUUUUAUCGGCUCUACACAAGCAGGAAUAACUUCCACACUUUGGCGAAAUGACGACGCGCUCGGAGAGAGAAAAAGCACAGAAACUGAACGAGCAGCAUCAGGCCAUUCUGUCUAAACUGCUGAGAGAAGACGACAACAAGUACUGUGCUGACUGUGAGGCAAAAGGCCCACGGUGGGCGUCAUGGAACCUCGGAGUGUUCAUGUGUAUCCGCUGUGCUGGCAUCCACCGCAACCUGGGUGUCCACAUCUCCAGAGUCAAAUCUGUCAAUCUGGACCAGUGGACACCUGAGCAGAUCCAGAGUAUGGUGGACAUGGGCAACAGCAGGGCCAGAAAGCUGUAUGAAGCCCACCUACCAGAGAACUUCAGACGGCCACAAACAGACCAAGCAGUGGAGGUCUUCAUCCGGGACAAGUAUGAAAGGAAAAAGUACUACGACGAGGAGGCCCAGGCUACAGCUCCACAGAAGUCCUCUGAAGCCGCUCCUCCCUCCACCUCGCCGUCCUCACUGGCUGACAAGAGCAGACAGGAGAAGGAGCGAGAAAAGAAAAAAGAGGAGAAGAAGAAAGAGAAGGAUGUUGAUAGAGUGGAGAGACACAAUAACACAAAGUACACCAGAGACGUUCUGCUUGGAUUCAACAACCCACCUUUUAACUUGGUGUUCCCUAACUUUGAGGAGCUUGAUCAUGGCUCGGGGAAGAGAGGUCACGCUGGCGCACCUCUCCGCAAAGUGAGGAAGCGGGGCCGGAGAGGAGCGAGACGGCAACCGUUGGAGCGCAUCGCCCUGGCUUCCAUUAUAAUGGCCAAUGCCCGGCCCCUCCGCAACAAGAUCGACGAUCUCCAGGCCCAUGUCCGUUAUUAUAAAUUUAAGGAAGCUUGCAUCCUGGUGCUGAUGGAAACAAAGCUGGGGAAGAAUGACCUGGACAGCGAGAUGGCUAUGGACGGGUUUGGUGUGCCGAUGCGUACGGACUGA